Leptinotarsa decemlineata (Colorado potato beetle) is the source of this 3603-nucleotide messenger RNA. RefSeq names its product Ankyrin-repeat, SH3-domain, and Proline-rich-region containing Protein (gene ASPP). NCBI's taxonomy places the organism in Eukaryota, Metazoa, Arthropoda, Insecta, Coleoptera, Chrysomelidae. Gene Ontology annotation, biological process: regulation of apoptotic process. Gene Ontology annotation, cellular component: nucleus. Gene Ontology annotation, molecular function: p53 binding. The record is from RefSeq and is a predicted model, not a curated record.
UGAAACAUAGAAGAAUUACACAAAGAAAAUGAGAGAAAACUGAAAAAAUGUUGGCGUGCGUCUGCCAACCGACAGAUCCAGGAAUUUUCCGGCAUUCUCCCAUCCCACUUGGUGCGCCACCUCUCAAAAUUCCGACCAUAGGUGAAGUAGCUAGACCACCCGGUAGGAGCAUUAGGAUUACUACACCCAUUGUUGAACCUCCAACUUUCCCAAAAGGCAAACAAUUGACAGACAAGUGUACAGCUCCACCAUGCUCCAAAAAUAAAAAUGACUCGAAUCGCGAAUUUCUGCUCGAUAUAGGAAGAAAAGAUGUGGGACAAAGUAAAGGCAACGAUAUCCACAAGAGUGAAGGAACAUCGAAACGACGAGAACUUUCGACCUCAAGUUCGAAAUCUUCAUCAAGUAUCAGUUUUUCACCCGUGAAAAGAAAAUGUGUAAAAAAGUGUAAUGCGAAUAAGACUGUUAUACAACGCAAAUUUGUAAAACAAGAAGGUGCUAACGUGACUGGUAGUUGUAGUAAAUCGAGUGAUACAGAAGAAAAUUCAGGCCUUACAACGGAAAUCUCGGACUGUGAUAGGAAAUCGAACGAGAAAUCGGGUGAUUUCGAGAAGCUACCCGACGGAGUGCAGUUGACGCUGAGCGAGCUGCGCGAGAUGGCGUGCCGACAGCAGGCGCAGAUCGAGUCGCAACACCAACUGCUGGCCGCCAAAGAGCAGCGCCUGCGCUAUCUCAAGGAACAGGAGCAGCGGCAGCAGCGCGUGCAGGCGGAAAGCGAGCGCCUGAGGCGGCUGCGCGACCGCGUUGACGCGCAGGAGCUUAAGCUGCGCAAGCUGAGGGCGCUGCGCGGGCAGGUGGACCAUCAGAAGCAGAACAAUAUUUCUCUCACAAGUGACCUUGACUCGAUCCGAGCACUCUUUAAUGAAAAGGAAAAGGAAUUAUCUCUGGCUGUGGCCAAAGUGGAGGAGCUGACGAAGCAGUUGGAGGAAUUGAGACGUGGAAGGUCUACGAGGGAUCCUCCUCCACCUUCUGCCCUGGAGUUGGAUAAGCUGAGGAGGGAAUUAAUGUAUCGUAACAAACUGAACGAGCAGCAAAAUCAAAGAUUACACCAGCAGCGGGAGGCCUUGACCGCCCGUCAGGAGGAGAUGAGCGCCAUCGACAAGCGGAUAUCCGAGUUGCAGGAAAGAUUGCACAAAAAGCGAAUGCUGAAUCAACAACUAGCGAAUCAAAUCAGCGCCGCCUCUCACAAGGCGGCUUAUCAUCAAUUAGUUAGGUUAACGGGCAAUUCAGAACAAAAUAACCAAGCGUUCGCGAGGAAACAGCAACAAAACAAUCAAGCCAAUGGAUUAUCCAGAGGGAACAUUGCCGCUGUGGAACCCUACAAUCACGUCCCUAUCCAACCGAGCCACCAAAUUAAGAACGCAAAUAACCAGCAGGAGAACUCAACAUAUCACCACUUAUAUCAGCCCAACCACCAUAUCAAAAAAGACGCCGAUUCCCCCAAAAGCAGUCACGACACCCAAGAUCCGUCGAAGAAAACUUUUCCGCCGAAACCCGAUGAGAAUAACGACGUUCUCAAGGAUUUCACAGUAUCCAAAAACGACCCAAAGUAUCAAACGCUUCCCUACAACACCAAGUUCACCGUUAACCUGUUGACGGGAAGGGUGGCAAAGAGUGAACCUGUCAAUAGUAUCGACAACAAAGAAGAAUCAAAUACUCAUAUAUCUACUAAUGUAAAUGGAAAUUUCAAUAAGCAAUCGACACAUAUGACUGUACAUAGUGCCCCUUUGAGCAUAGUUAACAAAAAUAUAGCCACGCCGUUGAACCAACACGAUCUGCUAGUGAGGAAAAUUAGUGAUAAUAAGGAUAAUUUAAUGAAUGGAAACGAUGAGGUAAUUCAGAGAAAUACGAAAGAGAAUACAUAUCCUAAUUCUACCAGCAGUAGUGGUACCACAACUACAUAUCAGAAACCCAUCAGCAGUGUAGCGCCAACAUCGAUACAUCACUCUGGAGUCCUAUCCAACGUAUAUCAAACAUCAUCUAUCAAAGUGCAACCUGUCGAACCGCAGACGAUAACCACAAGCAAAAACCUCAUCUCGAUUCCUCAUCAAACACAUCAACCCCAAAUUCAAUCUCCUCAAUCCCUAGUUUUAUCUCCUCCACAGUCAUCCAGUACACCUCUGAACAAUACUCCUGAAGUUGUAGAUAGAUUUCCUAAGCCAGCCUUGCCUCCGAAACCGGCAAUAAAACCACCCCCCAGACAGACGCAGGUAUUGAAUGAAGAAACCGUGCCUCCGCCUCUGCCUCUCACAGAUCCUCCUGAUGAAGUUAAAAAUUUGGGGAAGACGCCGAAUACUCAUAAAUAUGGCUCCUCAUCACCUGCAGCUUCAAAUACCCCGAAUAACAAUUCUAAUCCAGAAAUGAUAAUCAAAGCCAAGCCACUAACAAUAAAAAAGCAACCGCUUUGCGAACAGCCCAAACUAAGAUCGAUUAGCUCCUACUCCAAACUAAAUGGCCUUUCGAAUAGAAGAAUAGAAAUGCCACCAACUUUCCAUUUUCCAGAACUACAAAACCUGGACAAAGCUCCGGAAAGUCCGCCCGAAAGAGACGAGACCGAUAAAUCGUCAGUGGAAGAGACAGACAAAGAAGAUAAAUAUUUUGAUGGCGUAAUACGUCGAUGCAAGAAAGGGAAUCUGAAGCAAACGGGAAAAUCGAACCUGUCCCGCAGGGUGAGCUUCGAUCCCUUAGCUCUGCUGUUGGACGCCAGUCUGGAAGGCGAGCUGGAGUUGGUGAAGAAAACGGCGACGCAGGUUACCAAUCCCAGCGCUGCCAACGACGAGGGCAUAACGGCGCUCCACAACGCCAUCUGCGCUGGUCAUUUAGAGAUAGUUAAGUUCUUAGUGGAAUUCGGAUGUGACGUUAACGCGCAGGACAGUGACGGCUGGACUCCUCUUCACUGUGCGGCAAGUUGCAACAAUUUGACGAUGGUGAAGUUCCUCGUGGAGCACGGAGCAUGUAUUUUUGCUACGACGUUGAGUGAUCACGAAACGGCGGCCGAGAAAUGCGAAGAAGAUGAAGAAGGAUUUGAUGGCUGCUCAGAAUAUUUGUAUAGUGUACAAGAGAAAUUAGGUAUUCUUUCGGGAGGAAUUGUAUAUGCUGUGUUUGAUUAUACGGCACAACAAUCUGAUGAAUUGACUUUCAAGGAAGGUCAGCAGCUAACAGUUUUGAGAAAAGGGGAUGAAAAUGAGAGGGAAUGGUGGUGGUCACGGAUUGGCGACAAAGAAGGUUAUGUUCCUCGAAAUCUUCUAGGGUUAUAUCCAAGAGUAACGAAGAGUGAAGAAAGUACACCACAAUUGUAUUGAGAAAUGUUUAGUACCUUUGGCCUUUGCUACAUUGAAUUAAAUUUAUGAAUAUGAUAAUGUUCACACCUUUGCUCAAUAUAUCAUUAUAUAUUGUUUAGUUGAAGGUUUUUCUGUUUAUUUAUUAACAUUUCUAUUAAUUGAAUGGUUAUUAGUGUCUUUAUUGCUUCAAAGUAAUAAGCUUUUAAUAUAUUUUUGAAAUGUGUAAGUAAAUAUAUAAAUAUGAAAAUACAACUAUUUACAAAUA